This is a messenger RNA of Nerophis ophidion (straightnose pipefish), 622 nucleotides long. RefSeq names its product succinate dehydrogenase complex assembly factor 1 (gene sdhaf1). Gene Ontology annotation, cellular component: mitochondrion. The transcript has 2 exons. Gene Ontology annotation, biological process: mitochondrial respiratory chain complex II assembly. NCBI's taxonomy places the organism in Eukaryota, Metazoa, Chordata, Actinopteri, Syngnathiformes, Syngnathidae. The record is from RefSeq and is a predicted model, not a curated record. Bases 285 to 521 code for a protein of 78 amino acids.
UGAGUGUUUAGUCGGCCUUUGUCAUUAUUAAAUAAACAACCGGAAGCUGGUCCGUCUUGUGUUCCGGUAGCUAGGCUAGGCUAGGCUAGGCUAGGCUAACUUAGCUAACAAGGUUGUUGUUGUCUUCGCUUUGCAGACAGAAAAGAUCUGACUGAAGAUCAAACUUAUGAAGAGCAUUCACCUGCGCUGUGCCUUCUGUGACCACGCCCCCAGCAGCCUCUGACCACGCCCCCAGCAGCCUGUGAUGCACCUUUAGCCGCAGCCAGGUGCCACAAAGAGGCGUGAUGGUGCGCCACAGCAAGCUGCAGAAGCAGGUCCUGGCUCUGUACCGACACUUCCUGCGGGCCGGACACGACAAGCCGGGCUUCCUGCCCCGCAUACGAGAUGAGUUCAGGGAGAACGCCGCCAUCAAGAAGACGGACGUGAUGCACAUCGAGUAUUUGUAUCGACGGGGUCAGCGGCAGCUGGAGCAGCUGAAGGACGCCAACACCAAACAGCUGGGCACCUUCUCCAAGAAGUAGGAGAACAGCUGACCUGCCACCUUGGUCAUGUGACCUGGGACUACCCACACAUGCCUCCUUGUCACAUCCUCACAUUAAAACACAUUUAUGUGCUGGUCAAA